Messenger RNA from Plasmopara halstedii, 878 nucleotides. RefSeq lists its product as uncharacterized. The record is from RefSeq and is a predicted model, not a curated record. Bases 123 to 572 code for a protein of 149 amino acids. Lineage: Eukaryota; Oomycota; Peronosporomycetes; Peronosporales; Peronosporaceae. The transcript has a single exon.
GGGAUGUACACAAUAUUCAUCAAAUAUUCAAUACAAUUAACUAGUAAGAGAUAAAGACUGGUAGAUGAGCAAUGACUUCAUGAUCUUCCGAGCACUCGACGUCAGCUUUGCUUGCUAUUGCUAUGCUUCAAGUCACACUUCAAGGAAAUGUGACAUUUUCAAGAAUCAAAAGUAAUGAUCCAGCCCUAUAUUAUCGAACAAUUGUAGGGUACGUUCCUCACCUAAUACUUGAAGUCUCACCCUCGCUUAACCAGCUUUCAUUUGAUUGUAACAAAUCGUCUCAGCAAGAUAUAAAAAAACUCCUUCCUGCUUGCCUAUCCAUGUUUGACCAAAUGCAGCGAGAAUGGCAUAUUCAUAUUACAAAACGUGGCGGUUGUCUUGCGAUUUGGGUUGUCGAUUCGGCACUGAAGGACGUAAUCACCUCAUAUUCUCAAUCGUUAAUUUAUACCAGUCGUAUAUUACGUAAAGCCAUAUGGAAACACCGUUUAAAUUAUAUGUGUGGUCCAAGUUCACCAAGUUGCGUUUCUUCUAUAUAUAUGAUGAUUCCUUGUCUUAAGUUUUAUUUAAGAUGAGUCGGCUCGAACGGAAAGUGAAGAGGGACUGUGAUACUUAACGAGAUAAACCGCAUCACAACUUAUUUUGAGAUGACUUGUUUUCUGACGCAAGCGAAUGACACAAAUAUUGCGAUAGAGCGCGUAAGGUAUGACUUUCAGAGUUAUCGCAGCUUAGACAGCAUGGCGAUGAUGCGAAAUUUCAAUCACAGAAGAGCUGACUUUGUCAACCACGGUUGGGUACUUAAUCACACAUGCUUUUUAGAGCAUUUAGAUUUCUGAGCCCCCUAAUGUGCACGUUUAAGAAAACUACUGAAUGCCUCCGUA